Molecule: messenger RNA, 1926 nt
Organism: Cladocopium goreaui
Lineage: Eukaryota; Dinophyceae; Suessiales; Symbiodiniaceae
Source: the annotation of a GenBank genome assembly
AUGGCGGUUGCGGAUUUGACACCAAGCACUUUGCCAAGCACUGAAGCCACUCCAAGCAGAAGCGACCCAGACGCCACGGUUGAAUUUCCAAAAGCAGUAGACUUCGGUGAGCCCCAGGCGGAAAGCACAAAUGUAAUAGACAUACAUCCCAGUGCAGAUGAACCUGGUGAACCUGAUGAUGAAGAUGCAUUAUGUGAAUUUAGCUUGUGGGCAGCUCCGCGUUGGCAUCUUCUCCGCGAGUUGUUGAUGGACGAAGAUCUCAACAAUACUGCGCUGGGUGGUUUCACUGUGGGGAAGUUUCAGGUGGGUGGAUUAGCGCGACGCUGUAUCACAUCCAGAGAUUGGGCUCGCUCUAUCAAUCUUCUUGGCUUUCCCGGUGAUGGUAUGGCAGUGUUCCGAGCUAUCGCACAGGAGUGCUGCAGCGAAGAACAGGAGAACCAACUGAGGGCGGCUGGUGUCGACUUCAGUGACGUCAUUACGCUAGCGCAAUUGCGGCGUUUUGAGGCACAGAAGACCACCGAGGGACUCAUCUUGACGGUGCGGGAUGAAGGAUCUCCCGCCUGGCAAUUUGCUCAAUUCCUGAGGAGGAGACGACAAAAUUUGUUGAGGGCCUGGCGAUUGGACCUAGACAAGGAUGACAGCGGAACCGUUACAUUUGUUGAAUUUUCGAAUCAAUGCCGACAGCUAGGUUUCCAGGGCCGAGUGCGUCAAAUUUGGUCAUCACUUCGGCCACUUGAUGACCGUGCUUUAGAGUUUGCUGAGCUGGCUCCAACUGAAGCUGAGCACCUGGAGAAAUUUGCAGACUUGAUUUGGAAUGUCUCCGGCUAUGACUUGGAUAAGGCCUGGGGGUUGUUCGACUAUGACAAGAAGAACAAACUCACCAAGGCAGAUUUCAUCCAAAGCUCAGAACAUUUGGGUUACAAGGGAAAUGCGGAAAUGUUGUUCAAAGGGUUGGACCGCGAAGGCUUAGGUUGGAUUUGGCGGGCUGACUUUGAUUACAUCCCCAAGGUUUCCCGAAAUGCUCGGGAAAGGCUCAAAGAGACUGAAGGACCUUUGGCCAGCUUGGUCAGCUUCGCUCGCUACCAGAUGGGUGGCUCUGAGGAGCUAGUUGCAAAGCUUGGGCUUGGCGGUGGUACAUCAGAGGUGACUGUUUGCGACCUUGCCGCAAGAUUGACAGCAUUGGGCUUUGAUGGUGACGCCCAGCAUGCAGCUGUACAAGCUGCUAGAUGCGACCGUGGCAUUGGCACCAAGAUUUCAGCCCAAAAGCUGCUGAAAGUGUUGACAACAAAUACGAAACAACCUGUCGUCGAUCAGGGAGGCGCAAGAUGUGCUGCUAUGGCGUUGUCUCCGACGUGCUUCCUUCGAAAGAAGUCCAGUGCUCUUCCGAAGCAGGCAGCGGCCAAGAGGAAGGUAAAGAAAGUACCGACGCAACCCUGGAACAGCACUGUUGAGAACCUGUGCAACUCGUCCAAACUUCAUCCCAGUUUGCGGUUUUACUUCAACGACUUUGACCCGCAGCACCAGGAGCAAAAACAGGAAGCUGUGCGGGCAAUGAAGGAAGCUGCAAAGACUUCUUCCAGGUUCUCACCACCAGCAAGGAGGAGCUCGCAGUCCAGCGUCAGGUCAUCACGAAGUCUAACUGGUUCGCUGCGACCUUCCUGGCAGAGCGGCCAUCAAGCGGAAAGUGGAGAUACGCCCAAACCACUCAGGAGAUAUUUCGGGGAGCAUGCGCAGCACAAACCUGUACGGGAAGAAGUGCACAACAUCCUGCGCAGCCGAGUUGCUGCAACGAACUCAUUGACUCCAACAGGCGAUGUGGAUCAGAGGUCGCCAGCCGCAUGGUUGCAGCCUAGAUGUAGCCAGGUCAUCCCAAGUCUAGCCAGGUGCUGCACCAUCGAGCACCAUGGUGCCUCCAACUAUGGAUAG